Messenger RNA from Sphaerulina musiva SO2202, 276 nucleotides. RefSeq lists its product as uncharacterized. The transcript has a single exon. The record is from RefSeq and is a predicted model, not a curated record. The coding region runs from base 6 to 167 and encodes 53 amino acids. NCBI's taxonomy places the organism in Eukaryota, Fungi, Ascomycota, Dothideomycetes, Mycosphaerellales, Mycosphaerellaceae.
CUGAGAUGAAUCAUAUCCUACCUCCUAGAACUAGCUAUAUCUUUUCCAAAAGGCCUGGCUAUAUGUGGAUCAUCGGCACUAUUGAAUUGGGUUUGACAGACAGUAGAAUCGAUGAAGCAGAGCUGACGCAUACCUACACACCGUCGAGCAAUUCGGAAAAUGUCUAGAGAAAAAAAAAACGAAACCUGCACUUAUAGAGACGAAUAGAUUGACUGGAAUCUGUAAUAAUGCAAAGAAAAAAAAAGAAAACGCACACACAGCAUAUACCAAACGAAA